UUAGUAUUCAUUUUUUUGUAUAUUUAUGGUGGGCCCAUAAACAUUUCAAUUGUAAUGGCCAACGGAGUUCUUAAAGGUUACACGCGCUCUGCCACAGCAGCAACUUGUGAAAUUUCUAAUUUGGUAACAUUCACCAAAUGUUCAAUUGCAUAACAAAAUUGUGGCACAGUUUAUAAAAUACAUUUCCAAAGCAUUUCUUUUGUACGCAAUAAAUAAAGUUGGGACUUCGAUUACAUUUAAAUAAAUCAAUCGUUGCUGGAUUCUCAGAAAUCACAACAACAAAAAACAUUCUUCGUUGGAAAAUAAAUGCGGUUCAUUGCCAUUCACACUCUCUCGCUCUCGUUCUCCGUUUGAAACGUUCUCCAAUCAGACGUUUUCUUAUUGCCCGCCAAUUAAGCCACGCUCGAAAUUGCCAAGCAAUUAAUGCCCAGUAUUUGUGUAAGCGCAUCCCACUGUAAAGAGUGCUCUGCUCUCCCAUAUAACACACAAUCUAAUCUACGCAUCGGCAUAUUGAUCAUAAAUUAAUAAGGUAAAUCCAGUUAUAAUAACCGUGCGUAAUUGCAACACCCGGCAUGUCGUCUGGGACCAAAAAUAAUGGCCACUCUGGAGCAGUUUACGCCGUGCUCUCGACGCCGAACGACGCCGGAUUUGGAACGCGCCAGUUCGACAGAUGCGCCAACGACGAGCCGAGCGAGCUGAGUGCAUUCUUCAGGAGAGGCUCACGUCACAUCAUUGCCAACAACAAGAUGGAGAUUAAAGCCGCAGGCAAUGCGUUCAAGAACCGCAAUUGGAUCGUCGAUUUGCUGGCCAUAUUCUUUGGCAUCGGCACUUGGUUGGGCGUCAAUGGCAGUUUUAUUCAGCUGCCGUUGCUGGUGAACGAGGCGCCCGAAGGCUGGAGUCUGCCGUCGUAUCUCAGCGUCAUGGUGCAAUUGGGAAAUCUCGGACCACUGCUUUACACUGCCUUUCAAAAGUACUCACCCUGGAAGCUCAACGAUGGCUGGACCAUCCACGCAGUGCUCGCUAUUGGCACGCUCACCUGCAUCUUCACUGCCUUCUUCUACAACAAAACAGCCACGAUCAUGGGCAACGAACACAGCGUCGCGCUCUUUAUCCUGACCAUCUUCACGGCGGUCAAUGCAUGCACAAGUUCGGUGCUCUUCAUGCCCUACAUGGGUCGCUUUAAGGAGCAGUACAUGGUCACCUAUUUCAUUGGCGAGGGCUUGAGUGGCCUGCUGCCCAGUGUGACGGCUCUCAUCCAAGGCAUUGGCAACACGGGCAGCUGUGUGCUGGUGAAUGUGACCGAAACAGGAGAGGAAAUUUACGAGCAGGAAACGCAGCCGCCGCUCUUCGACACCAAGGUGUUCUUCCUUAUCUUAUUUGGUCUGAUGGUGCUCAGCUAUAUUGGCUACACGCUGCUCCAUGCGCUGCCCUUGUCGAAGCGAGAAUACGCUCAGGUGACUGUGAGCAAGGGCAAUAAGUACGAGUAUGGACAGGAUGAUAAUCAGCCCACCAAAGUGGAGAAACUAAGUAGGGGGCAAUACAUUGGCAUGCUGCUGUUGAUGGGCGCGAUCUCGUUGUUCAGCAAUGGCAUGUUUGGCAGCAUUCAAUCCUACUCGAGUGCUCCAUAUGGCACAAGGGCGUAUCAUCUGUCGGCCACGCUGAGUGUGAUUGCCAAUCCGGUGGCCUGUUUCUUGGCCAUGUUCCUGCAUUUCACAUCACUGCGCGUGAUCUAUGUGCUCUCCACGCUCGCUGCAAUCCUCACCGGCUAUGUGUUUACCACCGCUGUGCUGAGUCCCUAUCCGCCACUCUAUGAUCAAACAAUUGGCAUGGUCUUGGUCGUGACAGCUUGGACUCUGGUGCUGGGCAUUGUUAGCUACACGAAGCUGGGCAUCACCACGGUUAUGCGUGCUCAGGGCGGACAAUCCUUGGUCUGGGUGGGCGCCAUUACGCAGCUGGGUUCAGCCAUUGGCGCCGUCUCCAUAUUCUUUGCAAUUAACUACACACGAUACUUUGUGGCCGCAGAUACGUCUUGUUGACACACACACGUGAUUUUUAU
Messenger RNA from Drosophila nasuta, 2056 nucleotides. RefSeq names its product Riboflavin transporter (gene Rift). The transcript is spliced from 3 exons. Gene Ontology annotation, molecular function: riboflavin transmembrane transporter activity. Gene Ontology annotation, cellular component: plasma membrane. Gene Ontology annotation, biological process: riboflavin transport. NCBI's taxonomy places the organism in Eukaryota, Metazoa, Arthropoda, Insecta, Diptera, Drosophilidae. The record is from RefSeq and is a predicted model, not a curated record. Bases 573 to 2036 code for a protein of 487 amino acids.